Molecule: messenger RNA, 341 nt
Organism: Didymella exigua CBS 183.55
Lineage: Eukaryota; Fungi; Ascomycota; Dothideomycetes; Pleosporales; Didymellaceae
Exons: 1
Coding region: 107-295 (62 amino acids)
Source: RefSeq, a predicted model, not a curated record
AGUCCGACGAUGGCUCCAUGAGCUUUGUGAAAGCGAAGUGGUUCUGUAACGGUUGAGAGGAGAAGCAGAUCACGUGUUGUUGGCGGUGGUCUGGUGCCACUUCCUCAUGUUGUUGAGCACCUCUUACCUCAGCUGCAUCACAAAGACGUCAUCAAAACAGACACCGCAGCGAGCCUUGGAGAGCAAAGAUACGAACACAAGAACAACACAAUACACUCAUUAUAACGUACUCCACAAGCGAGCCGGUCACCCAAGCGAGCCGGUCACUUUUGCUAAGACUACACCAACACUGUAACUACUUUGCAAUAUUAUAGCAUAGUUAUAGUAUAAGAUGCAGCUUU